UUUGUGAGAGUAGCUAUAGUAACGUGACUCGAUAUCGGUUCCAACCGAAAUCGAUGAGGGCGCGUGAUACCGUGAAUUGUUUACGUCACGAGCAGACGACGCAACUGUCAAUUUUUACGUUUCUAAAUGGUGAGAGGGACAGUCUUAUCCUUGGCAGCUCUUAGAGAAAAGCUCAUAACAUUUGGCUUUCAUUCUCCUAGGCCAGUGCAAAGUUAUUCACGAUAGAUAUACAACCUGCCCAGCGCCAGCUUUUCCGCCUUUGAAGUCGGUCGUAUUUUUAUCCAAGUCUUGUUGGCACUAUUCUCCUGGUUGAUCCCUGCUGCUGUCGCCCACUCUUAAAGGAGAGCUGGUUGCUAAUAAUCGCUGAUCAUUGCCAAAUCUCUCGCGCACCCACACAAUUUUUGCUCUGGCUUUUUGGGUUUCUGUCAAGUGGUCAUUUCAUCUUUAGCUAUCGGAAUCUCAACAGCUGUGUUUCUCGUUCUCAAAUUGUUCCAGCUCACAACAUCUUUUACGAAGAUUCUUUAGUGCGAGAUAAGGUAAAUAACAACCAAUUGGAUUCAGUGGUUUAAUUCUGGCCCAGAGAGGAGAGCCACUGCACUUUCCUCUGCACCAUUUGACGUAUAUCUGUGUUGGCAAACAUUGUGGGUUUGGUGAUAAGCAUCCCCAAGGGGUCUUUGUACAGUCUUCCACGUGCUAUUAGUCGUUAACUUGGUAACAAUCAGACGACACAUUUCCUCGUGUGCACAGACUCGCCGUCGACGGAUCUUAUUUCCCGCUCUGUCCUCGUCGAAAAUACACAAUGACGGGCGAAGUGGUCAGCUAUUCGGGACCGGGACCAGGUGAAUCCAAUCUGAUCGAGCCACCUGCCGAAAACGAUGUCGAGGAAGGAAAGGACAAUCAUUCCGUCAGCUCGCCGUCAUCACCUCGGCGUUGCCCUUUCCAGCCGUACGUCGACGUGGACCAGUUGGGACGGAUCACGGGCACGGCCGUCCUGGAUUCACCCGGAAGAAGUUCCCUGGGACGCAAGUCCAACCGGGGAUCGUUUAUGGGAGUCAGAAGACGAUCGCACCUGCAUAACAAGACGGCCGACGAGGUGGAGCGCAUCGUUCAAACGGGAAAAGUCCGCGAACUCAAAAACUGCAUCCGCUUUCACCAGUGGCUGCCGUUCGAUUGCGUCCGCUCUCGUCUCUGGCAGAUCAUUUGCAGUAUCCACGUCAAAGAUAAGGCGACGAUGGAUUCUUUAUACUGGGACACUGUCAAACAGAUUUACGGCACUCACGAUUUGGUGGCAAAGACUGGGCCGCUGCCGACUUUUGUGGAGCCGUCGUUUCAGAUGUCGUACUAUCUAAACGAAACGGGCAUUCAGGUGGCCCGGCGUGUCGUCAACAUCAUAUCCUAUUCGUGCCCCGAUAUCACGUACGCUCCCAGUUUAUACCCCAUCACUUGUCUCCUGCUCCAUUACAUGAGCGAGGAGGACUGCUACGCCUGCGUCUCGCAGAUGGUCUCGUCUAAGAAAACGAAAUUCAUUACGCAGACUAAAUUGCAUUUUGAAACUAUCUGGAGAACGUCGAUGAUUUUGUGUCGACGUCACGCUAAAUCGGCCGUUUCGUACCUCGCUAAACAGGCGGGAGAGAACAAUAUUCUCGAGUCCAUCCAUCAGCAAUGGCUGAAUUGCAUCCUGAAAGAGCUACCAUUCCAACAUUUGGUCCGCGUGAUGGAUUGUUUCAUGUUCGAGGGCCGGAAAGUCAUGUACCGUGUUUGGAUGGCCAUUCUCAUUCUUUUUCAUCGGCAUCUCACCUCUCUUUCGCCCAACGAUCGGCCAGCGUUGAACAAAGAGUCGAUCGUGGAGGCGACGUUGAUGGACUUUUGCCACAAUUUGCCUUGCAGCCCCGAGAAAUUACUGAGAACGGCCUACGGAGUGCGAAAUUUCAGUUCGUCCGAAAUGGAUCGACUCUUCAUCAAAACGGAGAUGUAUCUCAAAUCGAAGGCGGCCGCCUCGGCCUCAAUGCCCAACAACAAGAACGUCAUGGUGCCUCGGUCGCGUUCCAGCGACGUCUUGCCCACCAGCCAGUCUCAAGUCAACAUCCAAAUGAUGUCACACACGCUGACUAUUCGAGAGCUCUUGACGGUAUGGUCUUGGCUUCCGGUGCGGAUCACCAUGUACCAGCCGGAAUUGCUGUACACCACCGAGGAGCACGGCUGCAGUAUGACGACGUUCUUCAACCGGGUGGAACAGCACGAACCAACAAUCCUCAUCGUUAAAACUGCCACUGAAGAUGUAUUCGGAGCCUAUUGCUCAAGUCGGUGGGCGGAACGAAAUUCCAAAGAUUCUCAUGGCGGCCGUCAGGGCUAUUUUGGAACGGGCGAGACGUUUGUCUUCACUCUCGUACCCAACGAAAUCAAAUACCCUUGGGUUGGCAUCAGCGCCACUUCAUCCUCAGACGGCCCGUCCUGCGUCCGGCACGCUGCCGAACUCUUUAUGGCUUCCGACGGACACAUGAUCACUGUUGGCGGAGGGAAAGGUCAAGCCAUCUGGAUCGACGAAAACAUUCGUUAUGGCAAGACCGACGGCUGCUUGACAUUCAAUAAUCCGCCGCUGGCUUCCACAACCGAUUUCGAGAUUAGAGUCCUGGAAGUCUACGGCUUCCAGAACUUGUAAAAGAAAAAAAGCGGCAAACCCAACGAAACGACUUGUAGAAAAUGAUGUACCGACUGGGACGCCGUUGCAUAACAACAGAAAAAUCCUACAACAACAACAACACUCCAACAGACAAAAAUCCAGGUCGAUUUUAUGCUAAAAUUAGAUUUCUGUUUAUUAUUAUUUUUUUCCAACUUUCCUCGUCUUCUUCUUCUUUUUUUUAGUUUUUUGAAAAAAUGUUUGUUCUAGUGAACCAAAACUAAGCGUUCCAUGUAACAUGCUAGACUAGUCGUUGAACCUGUCGUGUCAAUCGUCGCCUAUCCCUAUAAGUAUCCAACAAAAAAAAAAAAGGAAAGAAAAAAAUAAGACAAACAAAACAAAACAGGCAGGAAUAUGUGUACUUAAUCAUCUACUAUAGUGUAUGUGUGUGUGCGAGUACGUUUGUUUACGUACUCCCAUUUUUAAUUUUCUUAUUUUUGGCUCUAUCCGGUUUAGCUUUGUUUGUUUGUUUCUUUUAUUCUUCCUCAUCAUCUUGCUUUGUUCCCCCCCCCCCUCCUCCGAUGAUGUGUGUGUACGUGUGUACGUGUUCUACUUAAACGAGAACUAGCGCGAAAUUUUUUUGAAAAAAAAAAAGCCCCACCAUGUUCUGGUUUCACGCUCGCCACGAAGAGGUGACUAGUCAACUUUAACAUGUUAAACGGUCUUGCCCUUUCGGUCAUAAUUUUACGAAUUUGGAAGGAGUAAAUAAGAAGAAUCGAGUGUGCUAAACUUUGAACGUAGUAUCUUUACCAUAGGGGGUGCUCCUACAAAAAGCUUUUUUGCCUAGAAGAAUAGCCAAGCAAAAAUUUACCAGAAGAAGAAGAAGAACUUUUUUGUGUGUGUGUCCUAUAUUUUGAACGAUGUUAAACUUGUACAUUCCCGUGUGGUGUGUGGUUCGAAUCUCCCGCUUGUCUCUAACAGGAGUGGAAACGGCUCAACCAACAAACAAAAAAACAAAAAAAAAGAAAUUAAUUCAUCCGAUCAAAAAAUUAACGAAUUGUCAUCGGUACACAUUUUCGGUAUCCAGCGAUCGUUUUUACUUUUUUUUCUUACUAUUGGAAAAACAAACCAACAAGAAAAUUCCUCUUUUGAAAUUGCCAUUUU
This is a messenger RNA of Daphnia pulex (common water flea), 3781 nucleotides long. RefSeq names its product GTPase-activating protein skywalker-like (gene sky). Lineage: Eukaryota; Metazoa; Arthropoda; Branchiopoda; Diplostraca; Daphniidae. The coding region runs from base 800 to 2659 and encodes 619 amino acids. The transcript is spliced from 12 exons. The record is from RefSeq and is a predicted model, not a curated record.